AUGCGUCUAAGUACUUCAAGUGCUCAUUGUAUUUCUGGUUCAUGAUGAUUUUGAGGUUCAGUGAUUGAACUGGCUUCUCCAUAGCCAUGUUCAAGAAAUCGGGAAUGUUGCUCUCAAGCAAUAAUCUCCACUCCUUUCAGACUUCAACAUCGCCUUCGAAGACGUCAUCCUUUCCCGCAUCCGGAACUCUGCAAUGUCGUUCAUAUGCUAUGGUCUCAGAUGGCCAUAGCAGACACAACCAUGGGAAGCAUCGUUGGCCCGAAGUUGCAUCUGCCAAUGCAGUCCCUACUCCUUACCAAAUCUUUGGACAGAGGAAAGGGUCUCCAUAUUCGAAGAAGCGAUUCUACGAACUGGUGAAACAGUAUCACCCUGACCGGCAUGACCUUGAGUCGUCCGAUGACGGGCUUUCAUAUACAACAAAGCUCGAGAGAUACCGGCUGGUAGUUGCGGCGAACGACAUCCUGUCGGAUCCUGUCAAGCGUGGUGCUUAUGAUUGCUAUGGAGCAGGCUGGAACGGGUCUCCGGAUGUCCUUGCACCUCGAGAUUCAUCUGAGUCGGCCGGCGGUUGGGGUACAUAUGGCGGUAGAGGAUGGGGAGGAGGGCCUGCUGGACCAAGCCAGAAUGCAACGUGGGAGGACUGGGAGAGAUGGUACCAGCGAGAUGCCAAAGGACCUCAGGAACCACGAUAUGUGUCGAACAGCGCCUUUGUGGGGCUCAUCAUGAUAUUCGCUGCUAUUGGGGGGAUAGGACAGGCUACAAGAGCAGGCAGCUACGGUGCGACCUUCCUCGAACAAAGGGAUGCUCUGCACGACAACAUUUCCAAGGAUCUGAUGCGGAGGAGGAAAGAGACCACGACCAUUUAUGGUUCCAGGGAGGAAAGAAUACUCAGCUUCCUGAAACAGAGAGACCCUGAGGGUUAUGGACUUCUCGAUCCGAAGGAAGAGGGCUACAGAAAGCCAUUGCCUCCGCCGGAAAUUUGUUCUGGUAAGGAAGUCAAAAGUCUACAGAUAGGCAUCUACGAGGACAAGAGCAAUCCAUCGAAGGGAGCAUAAGUACGCAGAUGACUUGGAAUGCCAUCCCGCUAUAGAUUUUCACCUUUCAUGGUGAUAUCAGAGUCUUCACUAUCACAUUGAGGACCACAAGAUAUCUUGUGGACAAGUUGAUGUCGUCCACAUUAGCUAACGCUAGUGAAAUUUGUCGCUGUGAUCUGCAAGCGAAGAGCAACUAAGAGGCUCGAUGGUGGUUGAAAAUAGCCAAUUAGGGCUGCCCUUAUAGCAGCAGCCUAGAGCUGACGAACUACACGAUUGAAUGAAUGAAACGUUGCAAUAUCUUAUUGGAAAAUAUUCACAAGAGAGCCAUGAUUACUGGUAUACUAUGAUCGAUCUCCUAGUCCUAUUUACGUCGUAUGAUAUAUUCUCAUAAUUGUAGAGCUGAAGGC
This is a messenger RNA of Mollisia scopiformis, 1438 nucleotides long. RefSeq lists its product as uncharacterized. The transcript has a single exon. The record is from RefSeq and is a predicted model, not a curated record. Lineage: Eukaryota; Fungi; Ascomycota; Leotiomycetes; Helotiales; Mollisiaceae. Bases 87 to 1052 code for a protein of 321 amino acids.